AUGGGCUCCCGCCUGUCCCUGGAUGGCUCCGUGCGGGUGGUGGUGGUCGGCGGUGGCUUCGCAGGCAUAGCGGCCGCCAGCCUGCUCAAAUCCUGGGGUGUCCCGUUCGUGCUGGUGGACAUGAAGGAUGCUUUCCAUCACAACGUGGCUGCCCUUCGUGCCGCCGUGGAGAGCGGCUUUGCCAAAAAGACAUUCAUCUCCUACGCUGUUACCUUUGGGGACAGCUUCCGACAAGGCAAGGUUAUUGGCAUAGACCCUGAGAGGCAACAAGUUUUGCUGAGUGAUGGUGAGGAAUUUCACUACUCCCAUCUCAUUCUUGCAACAGGCAGUGAUGGUCCAUUCCCUGGGAAAUUCAACAAAGUCAUUGACAUGGAAAGUGCCAUCCAGACCUAUGAAGACCUUGUCAAGGAGAUUGAGAAAUCGGAGCGCAUCCUGGUAGUGGGAGGUGGUGCUGCUGGGGUCGAGAUGGCUGCAGAGAUCAAAACAGAGUACCCAGCCAAAGAGGUCACCCUGGUUCACUCAAAACUUGCACUAGCUGAUGCAGAGCUGCUCGAUAGCGUCCGUCAGGAGGUGAAAGAGAUUCUCCUCAGAAAAGGAGUGCACCUCUUACUAGGUGAAAAGGUCGACAGCGUGGAGAGCCUCACGCCCAACCAGUUCCAGAAGGACACGGUGGUAAGGACAGAAAAGGGCACGGAGGUGGUUGUUGACAUGGUGGUCUUGUGCACAGGGAUAAAGAUUAACUCUUCAGCAUACGCUGCUGCAUUCGGGGACAAGAUGGCGAGGAAUGGUGCUUUGAAAGUUAACAAGUACCUCCAGCUGGAAGGCUAUGAGAACAUCUAUGUCAUUGGGGACUGUGCAGAUGUGAAAGAACCAAAGAUGGCCUACCAUGCUGGGCUCCAUGCCAACAUUGUGGUGACAAAUAUCUACAACAGCCUGGCAAAUAAGUGUCUUAAAACCUAUGAACCAGGAUCACUAACAUUCCUGCUCUCAAUGGGCAGGAAUGAUGGCGUAGGCCAGCUGUAUGGCUACUAUGUGGGACGCCUCUUGGUGACCAUUGCAAAGAGCCGGGACCUGUUUGUUUAUAAGAGCUGGAAGACCAUGGGGCAGAGAAUGCCCUCUUAAGAGGACAUCCAUACCAAGCCAGCAAGGAUGGAAGAGGGUGAGGGUGCACUUUUCUUGCUUGGACAGACUGUGACUGUCUCCUGCAUCACCUCCUAAAGCCACCUGUCAGUGUGCUGCAUUAAA
Molecule: messenger RNA, 1245 nt
Organism: Indicator indicator
Lineage: Eukaryota; Metazoa; Chordata; Aves; Piciformes; Indicatoridae
Gene: AIFM2
Product: apoptosis inducing factor mitochondria associated 2
Exons: 8
Coding region: 1-1122 (373 amino acids)
Biological process (GO): positive regulation of apoptotic process; apoptotic mitochondrial changes
Cellular component (GO): mitochondrion; cytoplasm
Molecular function (GO): flavin adenine dinucleotide binding; electron-transferring-flavoprotein dehydrogenase activity
Source: RefSeq, a predicted model, not a curated record